Pedinophyceae sp. YPF-701 is the source of this 1152-nucleotide messenger RNA. Lineage: Eukaryota; Viridiplantae; Chlorophyta; Pedinophyceae. The record is from the annotation of a GenBank genome assembly.
AUGAUGGCCGGACGGCGCGACGGGCCGCUCUGGACGCGCAACCGCCAGAUCUUCUUCAUCUUCGCAGUGGCUGCAGCUGCCGCAUCCGCGGCCCUCCUCGCGCUCGCGCCGCACAGGACGCAAUUGGCCUCGUCCAGUUGGUGGGCUGGGCGCACUGUUGCGCAGACAGACGCCUCCUCCCCGACGGAUCCCCCUCCGCCGCAGACGCCCGCGCCCCCCCCGACGGAUCCCCCUCCGCCGCAGACGCCCGCGCCCCCCACGACGGCGCCCCCCCUCCCCCCCGUCGCGGCGUGCGUCACCGGGCUGCUGCGGGGGUUCAUCUUCCGCGGGUACUACAAGACGCACAAGUACGUCGUCGACGCGCUCGACCCGGACUACUUCUUCGUCAUCGAGGCGGACCCGACCUUCGCGGCCUUCGGGCGCACCUACGACUACCAGCUGGAGGACCUCGAGCACGCCGAACAGUACCUGCGCGUCGUCGACAAAGUCUACCUCGGCCUGUCGCCCGUCGACAAGACCUCGACCGACAACAACGCGCUGGCCCAGCCGUACGCGGUGUACCGCCCCGAGGGGCGGUACGUGGACGUCGGCGACACGCACCACGUGCAGAUCCGCAUCCACUUCAAGACGCGCAUGUGCCUGGAGAUGCUCGAGACGCGCGAGGCCACGGCGCGCGGGGGGUUGCCGUACGAAAUCGUCCUGCGAAUACGCACCGACGCGUGGUUCCACCGGCCCUUCCCGACGCUCGCUCGCAUCCAGGAGGACAUGCGCGUGGCGACAGAGGAGCACCUCGCGCAGGGCGGUGCGGCGCCGGCGGGCGUGGGCAUACUGGGCGCGCGCGGGUACUCAGCCGCCUGGUUCUUCGUGCAGGACGACUUCGGGAUCUACGACCGCGAGGCUGCCCGGGUGCAGUUCACGCAGUACAGGGACAUGGUGAACCGGACGUGGGAGCGCAUGCCCGAGGGCGUGCACAAGUGCCAGGAGAGAGGGAUGGUGACCGAGUGCAUCAUGAUCGUGCGCCUGAUGUCGCACAACAUCCUCAUCCGGCCGCUCGCGCUGUACGGCGACCCGGACAUCGACGCGAACAAGAGGAGCACGGACGAUUCUGUGUGGACGACUGGGUCGACCCCGAUGACUGCAAGGACAAGCUGA